Cynoglossus semilaevis (tongue sole) is the source of this 2028-nucleotide messenger RNA. RefSeq names its product family with sequence similarity 43 member A (gene fam43a). Lineage: Eukaryota; Metazoa; Chordata; Actinopteri; Pleuronectiformes; Cynoglossidae. The transcript has 2 exons. Bases 306 to 1376 code for a protein of 356 amino acids. The record is from RefSeq and is a predicted model, not a curated record.
AUUAAAAUAAUGAUUUUAAUAAUAUUAUUUUACAUAUAGUUUAAUUGUAACUAUUAUUACAUGCAAAGCUGUUGAGCCGAGACCGAAAAAGACACAAACAUCCAGAUCAGUGUCGUUCCUUCAUGUACACAGUGCUGUCGUCACUGCCGUUUGGUUCGGUCCACCCCCCCCCCUACAGUGAAACUGCAUUGGUUUCACCCCGGGUAUAAAGACCGCAGCUCGGCUCGGCUCAGCAGCGUCUCUACACACUGAACCUCCAGGACUCAGCACCAUGGACCACGGCUCUUCUCAGGCCGGACGUAGAAAUGCUGCUGUUGACUGGACCCAGUGAAAAAAUGCUGCCUUGGAAGAAGAACAAGUUUGAUCUGAUCGAGGAAGACAAGCAGUCCAAACAGAAGGGCUAUGCAGUGAGUCUCAACUAUUCUGCGCUCACCUCUUUUGCCAAGUCCUGCCCUGAGAGUGCACUCAACAGGGUGGGCAGCAUGUUCAAGUCCAAGAGGAAAAAGGUGAAGAUCACCAGCGAGGACCCGACGUACACGGUGCUGUACCUGGGCAACGCCACCACCAUCCAGUCCAAGGGGGACGGCUGCACAGAUGUGGCAGUGAGCAAGAUCUGGGGCAAAAGUGAAAUGGGCAAGAAUGGAACUAAGAUGAGGCUGACCAUCAGCCACCAGGGCAUCAGAAUGGUCCACGUGGACGACAAAGCCAAAAAGCCGGGACACUUGUAUUUGCUGCACAGGGUAACCUACUGCGUCGCAGACCCCAGACUUCCAAAGGUCUUCGCUUGGAUUUACAGACACGAGAUGAAGCACAAGGCAGUGAUGCUUCGCUGCCACGCAGUGAUGGUGUCCAGGCCCGAGAAAGCCAAAGCCAUGGCUCUGCUGCUGUAUCAGACUUCAGCCACAGCCCUGGCCGAGUUCAAAAGACUGAAACGCAGAGACGACGCCAGGCACCAGCAGCAGCAGCUCAUCGGGGAACAGACCAUCCCUCUGGUCCCUCUCAGGAAGCUGCUGAAUGGACAGUGUUACUACAAACCCCCGGUGGAGCGCAGCCGCAGUGCGCCCAAGCUGGGCUCCAUUACAGAGGACUCAGUCGGAGAAGAGGAGGAGGAGAAGGCCAUGCACUUUGAAUGUGAGGACGUUCUGGACGCAGGAGGUGAUUGUGUUCCAAACGACAAACAGGAGUGGACUCAGAUUAUUAAUGACCUGGGAGAGAUGAGCAUAGGAAACGAUGUGCAGACACUGAAGGCUGACCUGAGGGUCACCAGGCUGCUGUCUGGAGAGAGCACCGGGAGCGACUCCUCCAUAGACAGCAGCCAGGAGCCCGCUCCUCUCACUAACGGCUUUGGGGAGGUGAAGGUUCAGGAAACUGCCUGAAGAAUCGUAGCGUCAGAUGCACUGUUGCUGUUGCUGUUGUUGUUGCUGAGCCACGUUGUCUCCACUAGGGACAUUUCCUCUGUCGUCAACGUUGUUGGGGAGUUGAAUGUUUGUCCCGUCCGUGUCUCCAAGUAAUCCUCAAUGGAUUAUAUUAGCCUCCGCUACCACUAGCUAACACACCAUUAGGAUCGAAAAGUCAUUUAGAAAUGGACCAAUCAGAGCUGGCAAACUGCCAGUGCAGCGCAGGACACACGACACUAAGUCCACGUCUUUAAGAGGAUUUGUUCUGAGCUUGUUUACCUUUUACAGUUUCUCCUGUGAAACUGCUGUGUUUUUUUUCUGUUUUGUCCACAACACUAACAAUGACCAAAAAUAUUUAGUUUUCAAGUCUUACUGUUAGGUUUUGAACCGGCAUCCUCAGCCAGACGUCUUGUUUUUUUUGCACACUCGUGGAGUUCUUUGAAGUAUUACGUUGACUACAUGUUGUCUGAAACAUAAAUGUCAUAUCUUUGCUGUGCAAAAGGAAAACACCUCUAUGUUUCAUGAUGUAAAGUAAGAUGUUUUAGGUAUAAAUGUUAUUUUUAAAUAAUAUAAAAUGUGGUUUGUUUUGUGAACCUCAAAGAAUUGUCAAUAAAAAAGACGUUAUGAAAAA